Molecule: messenger RNA, 2808 nt
Organism: Anisakis simplex (herring worm)
Lineage: Eukaryota; Metazoa; Nematoda; Chromadorea; Rhabditida; Anisakidae
Source: the annotation of a GenBank genome assembly
AUGACGUCCGGAGAGUUGCCUUGUUAUACGCUGAUCAAUGUACCAAGUGAUUUCGAGCCUCCGACGGAGGUUCAGCUAAAAGAGAAGCUUGAAAAAGGUGAUAAUAAAACGAAAGCCGAAACGCUAAAGAAGUUAAUAAUGAUGUUGAUGAAUGGUGAAAAGGUCGGUCAAAGCCUGAUGAUGUAUGUGAUAAGAUUCUGUCUACCAACCUCAGAUCAUGCCAUCAAGAAGCUUCUUUUACUCUUCUGGGAAAUUGUCCCUAAGACUUCCCCAGAUGGUAAGCUUCUGCAUGAGAUGAUUUUGGUAUGUGAUGCAUAUCGUAAGGACUUGCAGCAUCCGAAUGAAUUUAUUCGUGGUUCCACGCUACGAUUCUUAUGCAAGCUACGUGAGCCUGAGUUGCUUGAGCCUUUAAUGCCUGCGAUCCGGUCUUGUUUGGAACAUCGUCACGCUUACGUUCGACGAAACGCCGUUCUUGCUAUCUUCACCAUUUAUCGAAGUUUUGAAUUUUUGAUUCCGGACGCCCCGGAGUUGAUAUCGAAUGUUUUGAAUAGUGAGCAAGAUGCUUCUUGCAAACGUAAUGCUUUCAUGAUGCUUUUGCAUGUUGAUCAGACAAGAGCGUUAGAUUAUUUGUCUGAAGUUAUCGAUCAAGUCACUUCAUUUGGCGAUAUACUUCAGCUGAUCAUUGUCGAGCUCAUCUAUAAAGUAUGCCAUACGAAUCCCACCGAGCGUUCACGUUUCAUUCGUUGUGUCUACAGUCUGGUACAGUCAUCGUCUGCAGCCGUCCGCUACGAGGCUGCAGGAACGUUGCUGACGUUGAGUUCUGCACCAACGGCAAUUCGUGCGGCUGCAUCGGCAUAUAUCGACUUAAUUGUGAAGGAAUCUGAUAACAAUAUUAAGUUGAUCGUGUUGGACCGUUUGAUUGAAUUGCGUUCAUCACCUGAAAGUGAAAGAGUGCUGCGUGAGCUGGUGAUGGACAUUCUUCGAGUAUUAUCAGCGUCGGAUCUUGAAGUGAAAAAGAAAACACUUCAGUUGGCUUUGGAUUUGGUAUCGUCGCGAAAUGUCGAAGAGAUGGUCAUGUUCUUGAGAAAGGAGAUCAGCCGUUCCACAGAUGCGACAGCAGAAGAGGGAGGUCGCUAUCGUCAAAUGCUCGUCAGAACUCUGCAUUCGGCCACAAUCAAAUUCCCGGAUGUCGCAUCGAGCAUCGUACCGAUUUUGAUGGAGUUUCUCUCCGACGAUUGCGAAUCGGCAGCACAAGAUGUACUCGUGUUUGUUAGAGAGGCCGUGCAGCGUUUGCCGCAUCUGAGAAAUGUGGUACUGUCACAGUUAAAGGACGUGUUCGGUGGUGUUCGAAACGCACAGAUCUUCCGUGCAGCACUCUGGAUUCUCGGUGAAUAUUGUGAUACAAAAGAAUCAAUUGUGGGUGUUAUGGAAAUGAUUAAGAAAUCAAUCGGCGAAUUACCGAUCGUUGAAAGUGAGUUGAGAGCGGUUAGUGGACAGGAAGGUGCUGAAGAAAAUGAGAAGGUGGUUGGUGGAGAUUCAAAGUCAAAGCCUCGUCAACUGGUGACAGCCGAUGGAACGUAUGCGACUCAGUCGGCACUGGUUGCUUCAGUGAAAUCAACCACUGAUGAGAAACCAGCUCUGCGCAAGGGCGAUAAAGUGAAUAAGUUCGCAGGAGAAGCUUUAUUCAUAAUUGCAUCGAUAAUCAACCUUGGCAAAAGUGGUAUAACAAAAAUAAAUGUUACUGAAGAUGACUUGGAUCGUCUUGGAAUGACCGUUAAAAUUCUAUGCGACCAAUGGCCAGGUAGUGAACAGAUCUUCCUGAAGAAGUGUCGCGAAAGUUUAGAACUGAUGUUGGAGGCGAAAGCGGAUACAGAUCGUCACGAGACCGAAUCUGUUACGAAAACAACAUCGGUCGAAGUUGAUCAAACGAUUAUAUUCACUCAACUCGCACCACGAGUCGGUGAUGGUCUUACGGCCACUGAGAAUCUGUUCGACCUGUCUCUUUCACAAGCUCUCGGAACUGUCCAAAAGACAACAAAAUUCGAUUUCGCAUCCUCAAAACUUGGAAAGGUGAGGCAGCUGGCUGGAUUUUCGGAUCCAGUUUAUGCGGAAGCGUACGUGAAUGUGAAUCAAUACGAUAUUGUUCUGGAUGUGCUAAUUGUGAACCAAACAAAAGAUACGCUGCAAAACGUUUGUUUGGAGUUAUCGACUGCAGGCGAUUUGAAACUGGUCGAUAAGCCAACACCGCUCACUUUGGGACCACAUGAUUUCGCAAAUAUCAAAGCAACCGUCAAAGUGGCUUCCACAGAAAGUGGAGUUAUCUUCUCAGCAAUCGCCUACGAUGUGCACGGUUCAACGUCGGAUCGAAACUGUGUAUAUUUACAAGAUAUACACAUCGAUAUAAUGGAUUAUAUUGUGCCAGGCAACUGUACUGAUACAGAAUUCAGGCAGAUGUGGGCUGAUUUUGAAUGGGAGAAUAAGGUUAAUGUAAACACACCGAUAACAAAUCUACGAGCGUUCCUCACACACCUUUCGUCUGUUACAAAUAUGAAACUGCUGACAACCGAAGAAGCGUUGGACGGAGACUGCGGCUUUCUGGCUGCUAACUUCUGUGCGCAUUCAAUAUUCGGUGAGGAUGCUUUGGCAAACGUUUCAAUCGAGAAGACGAACCCCUCAGAUGCGAACAGUCCCAUAAUUGGUCAUAUCCGAAUACGAGCCAAGAGUCAAGGAAUGGCCUUAUCAUUAGGUGAUAAGAUAAAUAUAGCGCAAACGGAGAAAAAAAUGUCGGCGAUGAGGGAAAAGGCUUGA